Molecule: messenger RNA, 480 nt
Organism: Vicia villosa (hairy vetch)
Lineage: Eukaryota; Viridiplantae; Streptophyta; Magnoliopsida; Fabales; Fabaceae
Product: heat shock cognate 70 kDa protein-like
Exons: 1
Coding region: 1-480 (159 amino acids)
Biological process (GO): cellular response to unfolded protein; protein refolding
Cellular component (GO): cytoplasm
Molecular function (GO): ATP-dependent protein folding chaperone; ATP binding; misfolded protein binding
Source: RefSeq, a predicted model, not a curated record
AUGAACUUAUGGCCGUUCAAAGUCAUAGCUGACGCAAACAACAAGCCCAUGAUUGCUGUAAAGUAUAAGGGUCAGGAGAAGAGCCUAUGUGCGGAGGAGGUUUCAUCAAUGAUCCUCACAAAGAUGCGGGAGAUUGCGGAGGCACAUUUGGAAUCACCUGUUAAGAAUGCAGUUAUCACUGUGCCUGCUUAUUUCAAUGAUUCUCAGUGUAAAGCCACCAUAGAUGCUGGUGCUAUUGCUGGCCUAAAUGUUAUGCGGAUAAUGAGCGAGCCUACUGCUGCAGCUAUUGCAUAUGGCCUUGACAAGAAAACUUCUUGUGUGGGAGAACGGAAUAUUUUUGUAUUUGACCUUGGUGGUGGAACUUUUGACGUGUCUCUUGUUACAAUUAAGGAUAAGGUCUUCCUAGUUAAGGCAACGGCUGGAAACACUCACCUUGGUGGAGAGGACUUCGAUGGCCGAAUGGUUAAAUUACUUUGUUGA